AUGACAUCUACAGAGUUGCGCCAACUGAAAGUGGCGUCAGCGGAGUUUCAUCGUGAGCAACUUUUAGAGGCGGUUGGAGGAGGCAAGAAGGUGGACAAACGUCAUGGCGAGGGAAGCUCUGGGGUAAAUCGUGGCACUUAUCGUGACGAUAAUGUCAAGGAUGGGGUUGCUGGAGAGGAUAUCGAACAGCGCCGUGGUGAACUAGAGGACGAUGGCGAAGGUGACGGUGUGGACGGUACCGCCGGUCUAGGGAGUGCAGAUGGCGGCACUGCUGCUCGCGCGGAUGGUGACGAGGAUGAGGCGGAUGAGGAGAUGGUGGCGGCUGACGAAGAGGAGGACGAGGAAGCGGAGAGGGAUGCUGACGAGGAAGAGGAGGGGGAUGCUGACGAGGAAGAGGAGGGGGAUGCUGACGAGGAAGAGGAGGGGGAUGCCGAGGAGGAAGAGGAGGGGGAUGCGGAGGAGGAAGAGGAGGGGGAUUCGGAGGAGGGGAGCGGUGACGACUCCGAUGAGGAGGUGUACACCGGUGACGGAGAGGAGGCGGAGGACGACAACGCUGAGGACUACGACGACUUGGAAGAGGAAGGGAUGGAGGAUACAGAGGGAGAUGGGGGGGAGAGAGCUAAAAAGAGGAAGCGGGGUGGAAAUGGGAAGGGCGCAGACACUUGGCCAGCGCCGCCCACUGAGGGGGGGCCAGCGAGGAAGGGGCAGCAGCUGAUCACGCUGACCUACCCCAAGCGCUUCGACAAGGACUAUCUGCAGCAGGCCAUGUGCGAGUGGGUGGUCGCCACCGACCAGGCAUUCACUGUGGUGGAGCACCCGACGUUUUGCAAUAUGAUGGCAGCCGCCAAUCCCAAGUGUGCCGUGGAGAAAGUGAUUCCCUCGCGCACCACCCUAGCCCGCCAAAUCAUCCGCCUGGCCGGGCUGGCAAGGAUCAAGCUCAUGGAGAUGCUUGCUGCUGACGGGCUAGGGCUGAAGACAGUGCUCGAUAUCAAGGAGCCGCUAGGGAUCGUUAGAGACCUAGCGUCCUUCAUUGGGUUAUCGCCCAAGAGGACAACCCUGUUCGAGAAGAUCCAGAGGCGUGCUGAUGAGAAGGCGAGGAUAUUGCGUCUUCGCGGGGACAAUGAGGCCCUCACCCUCUCCUCGGGACAGUGGUUGGCUUUGGAAGAGCUUGCGGCCUUCCUUAAGCCAUUCCAUGCCGUGAGCCUCGCCGCUGAGGGGUCCAAGUACCCCACGAUCUCCAGGGUUGUCCCGCAGUUCAAUGAACUGUUGGACGGCCUAGACACCCUCAAAAACAGUGUGUCCUCCCCCCCAUCAGGGGUCAUGAAGGACUGCAUCACUAAGGCAGAGGAGAAGCUGAUGGAGUACUACUCGGGCAGCAGUGAUGAGCUUUGGGUUGCCACCUUUCUUGACCCAAGCUUCAAGAUCGGGUACUUCGAGAUGGAUGGUGAGGGGGGAGACAAGGAGAGUGAGAGGCCGGGGGGGGUACAGCAUGUUGCAGCGGAAAGGGUGCUCGCCUUGCAUUCAUCAGGAGGGAGCUCCUCUGGCCGGGGGGGUGGAGCUGGCAGAAAGGGGGGUGCUGCAGGCAGCUGCCCAGCCAUCGAUUCAUUUGGUGGUGUAGACGGGGAUAGACGGAGCUUGAGGGCAAGAUUAGAGGAGUACCGUAGCCGCCAGGAGGAGUCCGUCAUGGACGAGGUGCAGAUUUACAUCGACGAGCGAUUGGGGCCUUUGGGGACCUGUCCCCUUUCGUAUUGGCGCUGCAGGAAUGACCUUGAGGGGCUGCAGGCUAUGGCCCUCGACUACCUCGCCAUACCAGCGACGUCGGCUGCGAGGUAUUAUUUCCGGGCGGGCACGGGGGGCGGCAAGAGAAUGUGGAACAUCAAUCUGCCGGGCGGCGGAUGGUGCAGAACUGCCGCCGAGUGUGUCGCCAGGAGCAACACGUUUCUCGGCAGCAGCACAUUCUACCCUCAAGUGCCCACCCGCAUUCCCCCUUUCCCCCGCUUCGCAGGCUUCCUCAGCAGCAACAGCAGUGUCAACCCAUCGUUCCACAACUGGAACCUCGUUCGUCUUGUCUACUGCGAUGGGGGCGGCUAUUUGGGAACGGCGGGGAGGCUGGAGGUUGGCAGAGGCACCGUUCUUUACAUGGAUGGCUGGAAGAUCGUCCAAGCGGUGAUCGAGGAUCUGAAUUCAAAGGGCGAGAUCCAAUCUGCAACGCAUAUCCUCUUCUCGGGCACCUCAGCGGGCGGCCAAGCAGCCCUCUCUCUCUGUGAUCGCAUCGCUGCCACCUUCCCCUGGGCGGCAACUAAGUGUUUGUGCGACUCGGGAAAUUUCAUUGACUCCAAGGACCGAAUGGGGGGGAACACAUGGCGUGACACAAUCACGAACAUGGUUGCUCUGCACAAGCCAACCUGGCCUGCUUGCCAAGAUG
Messenger RNA from Closterium sp. Naga37s-1, 2425 nucleotides. NCBI's taxonomy places the organism in Eukaryota, Viridiplantae, Streptophyta, Zygnematophyceae, Desmidiales, Closteriaceae. The record is from the annotation of a GenBank genome assembly.